Molecule: messenger RNA, 817 nt
Organism: Porites lobata
Lineage: Eukaryota; Metazoa; Cnidaria; Anthozoa; Scleractinia; Poritidae
Source: the annotation of a GenBank genome assembly
AUGAGUGAAUCAGAAUCAAGCGAGCGCGAACGUGCUGAAAUGGUGGGGUGAAACCCGCCCGACAUUAAAUUUCCAACAAGGUCGAUGACCGUUUGGAAACAGCCGCCUCAUAAAAGUGCUCCAAAAUCGACGAGGAUGAAGUCCUCGGAGAACUUACCAAACUUUAUCAAACCGAAGGAACGGUAAGCGAGUGAAUGCUAAAUUGGCUCCGGCGGAGAUGGGGGGGGGCGGUACUCGACCAAUAUUUGGGUAUAAAUGAGCCGCUGAAGGUUUGAAACCCCGACCCUGUUUACUAAACAUAGUGUUUAGGACAAAAAAUUCCUAAAAUACAUACGCUGUUAAGACAACACCUUCAAUUUUAGUACCCUGUUUAUAAUUAGAACAGACUAGCACAAAUUAUGCACACUGUUUAGGAGAGACUUGCGCGAAAUUGUAUACCCUGUUAGGACAGAGAGGACGAAAUCCAUACCCUGUCCAUAUAAGGGAGUACCCCUUCCCCGGGAAAUUAGCCUCUCUUGUUGACAAAAUGGUCAAAGCAAGCUUCAGUGAAGAGAAAACAAAGGAAAAAUACGAGAAAUACAACACACCAGAAAACUGUAAAAACCGUACAAGCACAAAAGUAAAUCCAGAAAUAUGGAGAAAGGUUAGAUCUAAUACUAGAUCCAGAGAUUUGAGGAUGAAAAACUGGAAACAAACCUUCUUAAGAGCACGAUUCCCCGGCGGCAUUGUCAAAAUUGCUGACAAGUUGCUGGAGUUAAAAUCUAACUCCAAAUCUGCAUCAACGAGUGAUGUGUCUGAGUUCUUGAACUCUCACUAG